AUGAUUGGCAUUGCUUUAACACCCGACGAUAAAUCACCAUUGUCAUCAGCGCAAACACUGCGCGUCACAACUCUUCUAUCAGUUAUCGGAGUUACAAAAGAAAUGCAGAAUUCGCUUUAUUAUUUUUGUACAACAGACCGAUGCAACGAUAUAUCUGUAUUUAAACGUAUGCUAGGAUCUUUAUCAAUAAUUAACAAAUUAAAUGACCUUGACUGUUUAUUAAAACCUGAUGAACUUUUCGAUGGUCUUGGAUGUUUAUUUCUUCAUACGAAUAACAUUGAUGAUAUGUGCAAGGCAACUAGUGCUUUCGAUCCAACAACUUUUACAACUCAAGCGCCAAUAGAUAAAAUAUGUGCAACGUGUUUCAAGGAUGAUGUAGGUGGCAAUUACUUAGGCGAAGAAAGUGUUUUUAAUAUGAAUGAUCAAACACUUACACCAAGUUGGUUUAUUCAUUGCCAAUCGAAAAACUGUAAUGAUCUUAGUACUGUGUAA
Rotaria socialis is the source of this 492-nucleotide messenger RNA. The record is from the annotation of a GenBank genome assembly. Lineage: Eukaryota; Metazoa; Rotifera; Eurotatoria; Philodinida; Philodinidae.